Spea bombifrons (plains spadefoot toad) is the source of this 2396-nucleotide messenger RNA. RefSeq names its product TBC1 domain family member 23 (gene TBC1D23). Gene Ontology annotation, cellular component: trans-Golgi network. Gene Ontology annotation, biological process: retrograde transport, endosome to Golgi; embryonic brain development. Bases 17 to 2158 code for a protein of 713 amino acids. NCBI's taxonomy places the organism in Eukaryota, Metazoa, Chordata, Amphibia, Anura, Pelobatidae. The transcript has 19 exons. The record is from RefSeq and is a predicted model, not a curated record.
ACGUCAACACUGCAACAUGGCUGAACCGGAGGAAACGUCGCCGUUGUCUUCUCCUUCUCCGCCCAUGUCUUCUCCGGUACCGUUAGAGGAAGAGGAAGCAGACAGUUGGGAGGCUGAUCUCGCCGAGGCUCUGGAUGCAGGAGGCUGCGACCUCGAGACGGUGAGGAAUAUUAUUCAAGGGCGGACAGUUCCUUCAGAUCUCAGACCGAAAGUAUGGAAGAUCGCUCUGAACGUGGCAGGGAAAGGAGACAGCUUAGCCUCGUGGGAUGGUUCUUUAGAUCUUCCAGAACAGCCAGAGAUUCACAGAGACUGCCAAAAUCUAAUUGACCAGCUCGCGGUGCCGGAGGAGAGGAGGUCCGCCGUGCUCCAAGAUGUGGAGGCUGUGGUUACCUUUUACUGCAAAUCCAGAAACGUUAAGUACCACACAGAGGUCAGCUGGAUACAUCUCCUGAAGCCACUGGUGGAUCUGCAAAUGGCUCGCAGCGAUUUAUACAACUGCUUCUAUGCAAUCAUGAAUAAAUACAUCCCCAGGGAUUGCUACAAAAAAGGGAAACCGUUUCACUUAUUCCGGUUGCUCCUGCAAUAUCACGAGCCAGAGCUUUGUUCCUUCCUAGACACAAAAAAGAUUACGCCGGACCUCUAUGCACUGAACUGGUUUGGGAGUCUGUUCGCGUAUCACUGCUCGGUCGACGUUACCCAAGCCAUCUGGGACAGUUACCUGCAGCAGGCCGACCCCUUCUUCAUGUACUUCCUAAUGCUGAUCAUGCUUGUCAACGCAAAAGACGUCCUACUGACGCAGCAAACUGACAACAAAGAAGAUCAUAUAAAAUUUCUGGAAAGCUCUCCUUCAAAUCUUGAAGCGGGCGACAUUGAGGACCUUUUCCAUUUAGCACAGUAUUACUACAGCAAAACUCCAGCCUCGUUCCGCAAAGAUCACCAGAACCUGUUCGGGCGCAGUCUGAUCGCUCUCAAAGAUGACUCGGAUCUGAGCCAGGCUCUUUGUAUGGCGGUGUCUGUAUCCGAGAUUCUUCAAGCAAAUCAGCAACAAGGGGAUGGAGUACGGUUCUUUGUAGUGGAUUGUCGACCUGCGGAACAGUAUAAUUCCGGUCACCUGGCUACAGCUUUUCACUUGGAUUCUGACCUGAUGUUGCAGAACCCAGGAGAGUUUGCUCUGUCCGUGAAGUCGCUGCUUGAAGCCCAGAAGCAGUCCAUCGAGUCCGGCUCUGUGGCCGGGGGAGAGCACUUGUGUUUUAUGGGCAGCGGCAGGGAAGAAGAAGACAUGUACAUGAACAUGGUUCUAGCUCACUUCUUACAGAAAAACAAGGAAUAUAUAAGUAUAGCCAAAGGGGGAUUCAUGGUGCUGCAGCAGCAUUUAGCAGACAUUAACGUGGAAGGACCAGAUAACGGAUACGGUCACUGGAUCGCUAGUACUUCUGGGUCACGGAGCAGCACGAGUUCCUAUACCGACGGGGAAUCACCUAAUGGCGCAGGCGAUGGGAGAGGGGUGAAGUCCCUGGUAAAUAAAAUGACAGUGGCUUUAAAAACCAAGUCUGUGAACGUGAAAGAAAAAGUCAUCAGCUUCAUUGAGAAUUCCUCCACGCCAGUAGAAAGAAUCUCUUUCAAUCUGCCAUGGCCAGAGAGGGCGAGUUUGGAGCGGCACAUAAGCAGCAGCGAUAGAUUGGGCAAGCCGUAUCGGGGCGUAAAACCUGUUUUCAGCAUUGGCGAUGAAGAAGAGUAUGACACAGAUGAAGUUGAUAGCUCUUCCAUGUCUGACGACGAUCGCAAGGAAAUCGUUAACAUCCAGACCUGGAUAAACAAGCCUGAUAUCAAACAUCAUUUCCCAUGUAAUGAAGUGAAAGAAAAUGGGCACAUGUUUCCAAGCCACCUGUUAGUAACUGCAACCCACAUGUACUGCCUGCGGGAGAUUCCGUCCCGAAAGGGAUUCGCAUAUAUACAGUCCAGACAAGCACUAAGCUCCGUCGUGAAGAUCACAUCGAAGAAGAAACAUCCUGAACUUAUAACCUUUAAAUAUGGAAACAGCAGUUCCUCCGGCGUGGAAAUCUUAGCUGUGGAAAGGUAUUUAAUUCCUAACGCGGGAGACGCCACCAAAGCCAUAAAACAGCAGAUCAUAAAAGUUCUAGAUGCCUUAGAAAGCUAACAGCUAGAUCCUCUCUACAUACUGUAACCGGACGCUGACGGCAGAAGGAGAGAACUUUACUCGUCUCAUGUUGGGGGUAACACAAUGGUUUUGAAUUAUUUAAUUUUUGGGGGGUUCUGUUUCAUAACACUCCCUUUUGCAUAGGUUUUUGUAUAAUAAUUUUGAGACAAGCAACAUUGCACCGAAAGGACUGUUAGAAAACAUUAUAAGGAAGGAUUUUCUGAAACGCUGAAGGAAA